AACUGCAAUUUUGCUGUUUCGUUGUCUGCUACGUACCAUGGAGGAGGAAAUCUUAAGCAUUCAAACGCCUGUCGUUUUCGAUGAAUCAAUCGCACACCAAGAAAUACAUGCGCACAAACCGUACGCAUCGUCAACUUUUAACAACAGCGAUGAGAUUCGAAUCACCGUUCAGCAUCAGGAUUUAUGCAUACUACCGAGCAAGAGUUCGCUGCAUAUCUCUGGAAAGUUGGUCAAAUCGGACGGUACUGCAGCAGCGAUCACAACAAGAUCAAAGAGUGAUUCAAAUGCCAUCGUUCAAAGUCAAGAAGAAGACUUUAGCGUCCUGAUCGAUCAAGUAGAAUGGUUAGUACCGUACGUGAAGCUCUCGGAUCAACGAAAAAUUGCGCCGUUAAAUUUCAUCGAGAAAGAUACGCCCGUCUCCAUGAGUUUCCACAGUUGGGAACUGUAA
Diprion similis is the source of this 448-nucleotide messenger RNA. RefSeq lists its product as uncharacterized. The record is from RefSeq and is a predicted model, not a curated record. Lineage: Eukaryota; Metazoa; Arthropoda; Insecta; Hymenoptera; Diprionidae. Bases 38 to 448 code for a protein of 136 amino acids. The transcript is spliced from 2 exons.